Messenger RNA from Haliotis rubra (blacklip abalone), 586 nucleotides. Its product is annotated as proteasome maturation protein-like. Bases 82 to 507 code for a protein of 141 amino acids. The record is from RefSeq and is a predicted model, not a curated record. The transcript is spliced from 6 exons. Gene Ontology annotation, cellular component: nucleus; cytoplasm. Gene Ontology annotation, biological process: proteasome assembly. Lineage: Eukaryota; Metazoa; Mollusca; Gastropoda; Lepetellida; Haliotidae.
AGAAUCGCCGUUUCUUUAUGCAUCGAGCCAAUUGUAUGAAGGCUUGUAAAUAUAUACCGGUACAACAUAAUAGAAAUCAACAUGAGUCUUGGCUACCCAUCUGUUCGGCCCCAGACUGAGGGCAUGAGGCCUGUCCAACUCCCAGCUGGACCUUACGGGAUCCCAGAUGUCAUGGUCCAUGGAUUCCAGAGUGGUAAGGCAGCUACAGUGAGCAGACAUCCUUUGGAACACACAGAGUCUAAUUGGGUGGAGAACCAGCGUCAGAUGGAUAUGGCAAUGCUGAGGAACAUGCAGGGUCUCCAUGCCCCACUCCGCCUCCAGAUGGAGAGAAAUGUCACAUCUAGGUUUCAGAGGCUGCCAUGUCUGAACAGCUCGAACCUGCUGGAAGAUACGCUGACAGGGAGAGACGAUCUUAUUGACUUUGGUGACAUUCUUAAUAACCCAAAUGAGGCUGAAGUCGUAGGUCAGCCACACGUGUUGAUGGAGAAGCGCCUGAAGCUACUCUAGCUCCUGUUGUACAUUAUGAUGUUAUUUUCCCUUGUCAUCUGUCACACUUGUAUGUACUGAAUAAACAAUCACCAUAAAA